GCGAUAAAUGAAAUUGUUAAGCGAAGUAAACAAAAAAUAAUAAUAAACUCGUUGACGGACAAGCAACGAAAUGUGUUCUGCUUACUCAGGUGGCUCCUGGAUUAGCGCCGUACUGGAUGAAAUUGCGCUGGAAGGCCUGGAAGGCACCACGCUGCCAAAUCUUUGGUCCUUGCUGGCCGACCGAUUACAAUGCGGCCAACCGCUGUCGGAGACGUUGCAGCAACAGGUAUGGACUCUGCUGCUGCGCUCCACGGACAAGGUGAAGUUCUAUGAGCUGCCCGAGGCACGUCCUCUGAUGCCACCCUAUAAUCGCAUCAACGACGAGGAUCCAGAACUGGGCAUUCCUGUGGUGCCCGAGACCUGCCCCUUUCUUCGUUUGCCUUAUGCGCCCGUCAAGGAUGGUCCCAUUAUGGGCAACUGUUCCGACUACAAGAAACGCAAGCCCAUCCACGUGAAAAUGCUACGCGAAAUGAGUGUUGCAGAGGCCAUCGAACGGUGGAAUCAAACACUAGUCGUAGUUGCCAGCCAGGAUGAACGUCUAAAAGCGCUGAAGCCACCGAAUUUGCUGAAGCCCCGGGAGCUGUCUGUGCAGCAGUACAUUUUCUGGGAAUGCAUUGGACGCUCCCGCUACAAUGGCGAAACAACGAGGGGUCCCUGGUCAAUGACCAAUUACUUUAAGGAUUCCUGCUUUCUAUUCUACACCAAAAAUAAAUUCAUGAAGAUGAACAUAGUGUUCAGUCAGCCGUAUACGGAGCGUCACAAUGGACGCACCCUGUUGUCGUUGCUGGUGAUGUUGCCGCGCUUCCAUCGCAUCUACAAGAGUCACGUGCAACGCGUCAUCGAGCGGGUGUAUGUCGAGGUGAAGGCAAGCCCGGAACAGUAUGUGCCCACCAAUGAUGUACAGCAGCGGGUGAAGGGACUCACCUCGUCGAGACUGAAGAAGCUGAUCCUCUCGCACAACUUUCGCAAGUUCUUUGAGACGUCACUGGUGCAUCCGUCACCGCCUGCUGGCAGCGGCACGUCCAAGGAUCAGCAGAAGGGUCGCCGAAUAUCAGUGAUUCGUCUGCGCAAUUCCGACACAAAGUUCGAUGAGCUCACCCAAGUGAACGCCAAUGAUGACAAAGACGACAAACAACCGUCGGAUGACUUUCUGAACCAUCGUCACGCCCACAUCAGCAUGCCCAUCGAACUGGAAAGCCUGCGAGCCAUCAAGCGGUUCGGCGAGCGCGGCAUGAGCACCGUAGAACUGUCCCAAUAUACCUGCAUCAAUGUCCAGCUGGCACGCGGUGUCAUCAAGCAUCUGCUGGCCAGAAAGAAGAUCUAUAAAUAUACGGAUACGGUGGGCAAAACGCGUAUCAUUCGCCACGUGGCAAUUGGAUUACCAACAGCGGCGACAGAUGGCGAUCCGAAAUCCGAGCAGGGCGAGAAGAUCGAACAGAAACUACAGUGCAAGGAGGAACUGAAUUUUCCGCCAAACAUCGAUAUUGUGGUCAAUGAUCUGCCGAACAUAAAGUCCAAUGUGCGCCACAUGACGUUCCCCAAGAAAAUGGGCAGCAAUCCGGAGAAUGAGACGCGUCGUCAGCUGGAGCGCAAAAAGAUAAUUGUCCAGCAAAUCGAUAAGACGUGCAUCGUUCACACAACGGAUGUGGUGCGGGCCAUUGCCCAGUUGGAGCUGAACAUUGGUUGGCGUGGCAAGAUCUGUCGCAAAUCGAUGUUCCGCCUGCUACAGCGGAUGCAGCAGGUCCACGUUGUCAAUGCGUACGAGGUGACGCUCGAGUAUGAGCAUCUGGUGCGCAUCUACCGACUGGUCACCCAUCCCAAGAUCGACAUCGAGCACGAGCAGCUGCAGCGCGAGGUGUUGCGCCUGAAGAGCAACUUCCGACUGCUCAGCGAGGAGCGACUCUUGCGUCCUUCCCAGCUGCGCGAGACCGAGCGCCGUGAGGUGCUCGCACGCAAGAAGCUGCGGGCGGAUCGAUUGCUGCACUCGUCGGCCCUGAAGACGAAGCCGACGGCGCCCAAACUGCUGCUUGCGUGCACGUUGCACGAGUUUCUCUUCUAUUUGCUGCGCGAACAGACGGCGCAGCAGCAGCCGCUGGAGAUGAAUGUGGAGCUGCUGCAGCAUUGGCAGCGCAGCGAGCCAUCGCUGUUGACGCGCCAGUUCCUCGACGAGUGGCAGGCGAGCGAGUCCCAGGUGCUGCCCUACACCCAGGAGAUAAGCUGGCGCACAUUUAUACCACCGCUGCCGCAGUAUGCGGAUAAACCAGCCGGUUGGCUCUAUUUCAUUGAUGCACUGGAGCGCAUGCCGUUGUCGCUGAUGAUGCGUCUGUUUCGCGUGGAGCGCGAUGUAGCCGAUCAGCUGCGUCCGCAGCUGCAGCAUCCGGUGAGGCAGCACUAUCUGUUGGGGCAGCUGCAGCUGCAGAAUCUUAUACCACGCCUCAAUCUGCAGCAGCGCUAUCUGAACACACUGCGUCUGCUCAACAACAUGGGUCUGUUACAGGUUAGCGAGCGCCAGCUGGGGCGCGAUGCUCUGCAGCGUUGGAUUUACCUGAAUAGACGAAGCUGCCUGCUGGACACCACCACCAGCAGUGGCCACAACUUCAAGUGCAUCAGUCCGGAGCGCAGCUACGAGCGGCUGCACUUUGAGUUUGAGUCACGCGAACAGGUCGACGACUAUUGGGCCAAGCUGCAGAAUAUCUGCAUCUAUACGAAGCUGGGCUUCCUCAAGCAUCGCGAGCGCAAGGUUGGCAGCCGCAAGGAUCAGCGUCUGCCGCUGUUAACCUUUGUGCGCACCGUGGACUUUGACGAAGCAUUGGCGCUGGAUGAUGGUAGCGUGCCCGGUGAUCAACAGGGCGCGGCUGGUCUCAGCUCAUCGCUGUAUGCACAUCAGUUCAGGCAUUGGUCGUGGGUGAAACGCUCCUCGGUGGCUGCCACCCGGACGACGGCCAGCAAUGCCCGCCAGUCGACCGCACAGUUUCCCGUACGCAAGCGUCUCAGUCUGAUGCGACUGAAGACUGUGCCAAGAUUCAGCAAGACACGCAAUCCCAACUCCUCGGGGGAUACGCGCAAGCGCAAAGGCGGACCCCGAGAUGACAUCGAUCGGGAUGCGUUGCGCAAUAUGCGCACACUGCGCGUCACCUGGUGCGCUGCCGAGGAUCGCCUGCUGAAGAUGGGUCGCGCUGUCUACUUGUUCAUCGAUGCCCCACUGCCGGCACUCUCGCUGUACAAUGUGGGCACCAUCUGCCGGGAUGUCAUCCGUCAGUAUCUGGGCAUCAACAAUAAGACAACGCAGGCUUGCGUGCGCCGGCUGCAGUUCCUCAUCCGCAUGAAGCGUGAUCAGCCAGAUGUGCGCAAUUGGAUCUAUAUGAUGCAGGCACAGCCGGAGUUCAAUGACAUCUACAAUGAGCGCUUCCUGCCGCAACUGAAGCGGGAAUAUCCCGUGCGCAGCGAUCAAAUCGAGGCGCUCCUCAUUCAUUUUCUGCUCAUCCUGAACAAGUUGCAUCGCAUGAUCAUCAAUGAGGAGAAUGUGUAUCGUCAGUUUUUGCUGCCCGACAAUCUGGAGGAUUAUCGUCGUCGGUUUAGGGAGUUCACGCCACUGAAUGUCGAACAGGAUACGCUGCUCUAUGCGAAUCCCAGCAGCGAGACAGACCUGCAGAUAACCGUGGUGUUUGGCGUGCUGCACAGCAUACUGUGCUGCAACAAGGACAAGACGCUCUUCAAUCUGCAGGCCUUCGAGAUCUACAAGCACUUCUCCGAGGAUGUGCUCAAUGCCGCCUUCAACAAGGCACGCGCCGAUUCGCUGCUGGUGGCGGUGCGACGUCGCAAUAUACAUCAUGUGAACCGUCAGGUGUCGGGACCUGGACAUCUGCUUAGCUCCAAGUACAAGUAUCGUUUGGUUUUCCAAAAGUAUAGUUACUUACUCUUCGAUGCGUAUUUUGCUCUGGGCCAGCGUUUCAAGGAUCCGAAAGUGGGCGCCAGUCUCCAGUUGGCUUCACCCAACUUUGCCCAGCUGCUGCUGCUCGCCGAACGGGUGGCGAAGCGUCGCCUGAGUCUAACGCUGCAGCUGCCAGCGAAUAUCUUGACGGUGGACACGACAUCGAUGUCACGUCAGAGCGGCUCUUCGUCGGAUCGCAUACUGGAUCAUUAUAGCAGCAUCUUUGAUAAUGCACCCCAAACGGAGUAUGCCAAGCGGCUGGAGAGCGUCUGCAGUGGUCGCCAGGCGGCUCGAGUGCGUUUCCAUCCCGCCAAUCUAACAUAUCGGGUGCCCUGCAGUGCUUAUAAUCUGCUGAACAAGCUGCCCCUUCGUUGCAUGCAUCUCUUUUGCGCCCUGGAUGCUCUGGGGCAGUCGGUCAACAUCAGUUGCGCCCGUUUGGAGCACGGCGAAUGCCCGUUCGGCUGCAUCAUGCGUAGUGGCAACUAUGUGAACGCUGUGGAACGCAUUGUCUACGAGCAUCGGGCCACGUUGCGUCAACUGGUCGCGGAUGCACUGCCUCAGUCGCCGCUGCAGCUGCAGCUGGACAGCUCCACGUCCAGCAGCACCACACUUAUCGUCUCGACAGCCAAUCUGCUGUCGCUCAUCCACAAACUGGAGACGUACUGGCGCCAGCAGCAGCAGCCACACGAGCAGAAGGAUCUCGGUAAGGCUUUGGCGGACAGCACUCUGCACAAGACCACAGAUUGGCGCACGUUGUGCAAUCGUCUGCUGGACUUUGAGGCGGGCAAAGAAGAUACGGAACGCACCCAGGACUAUGAACCGUCGCUGAACAAGGAGGAGCGUGCCCGGGCGCAGGAUGUGUUUGUGGUGCAUCUGCCCACCAUAAGCAUGCAGCAGACGGAGCACCAACCGCUGCAGGCUAAGCAAGAAGAGCUGCACAAAGCUGUGCUCGAUAUGGUGGCCAAAGCCACCUAUUGGAGGUAUACGGAUAAUACGUUUGAGUCGCUGCUGCCGACGCUGGAGCAGGAGCGCAACUAUGAUGCGAGCGCCAUUCAACAUGUGAAGGACAUACUGGAGUAUAUACAUGAACGCCCCUUGGGCGCUGAGAGCGUGGAGCUGCGACGCACUUUUCCGUUUGGCAACUUUCUGCUGGAGGCGCUCCAUGAAUUGGAGGCGCAUGAUCUGAUCAAGCGUGUGGGCGUGGCCAGCCAUAUGUAUGUGCAUAGGGAGCACAUGCGCCACUGGGUGGUCCACACGUUCCACAUCAAGCGGCUGGAGCGUGAGCGUGUCCAAUCUUUGGUUGCUGCCUCGCCGUCAACGCUGCCAGCGGUCGUCGGACAAAAACGCAAGCUGGCUGAGCUGCAGGAGCAGGAGCAGGUGCAGGUGGAGCAAGAGCAGGAGCAGGCGGAGGAGCAGCCGAGCACCAGCAAGGAGGCAAAGCUAUCGCAGCAGGAGAGCAACAGCAAUGAUGAUGAGGAGCUGAUGCCCCAACCCAGCGCCCGUCACUCGAAACGCAUCAAGCGCAUCAGUGCAGCAGCCAAGCAGGAGGCGGCAGCUGUUGUCCCGCCUGCAAUAGAGUCAGACACCGCACGGGAUGUGAUUGUCAUGCGGCCACAGCCCUGGAUACGGGUGAAUGCCUCACUCAAUCGACGCGUCCUCGAUCGCUGGAUGGGCGCCGUGCUGAGCGAGUGCAUCACUCGCCACGGCUGCACUGUUUACAGUUUAUUCCUGCGUUUUCCACAUCUGCUACCCGUCGACACGAUGCUUCUGCUGGAACUACUCUGUCAGCUGGAUUGCAUACACCUCAUGGAGUUGCAACCGCCGAAAUUGCACUUGGAGUGCUUCGGCGAUGAGGAGGAGUUCAGGGAGCAGCAGGUCACAGUGCUCUACGAUCCCAAUUUCACCUAUGUUAAAGUCCAUGCGGAUGCAAUCGAAAAUUUCACCAACUUUGUGGGCGUUAAGAAAUACAACUCGGAAUUUAUUUAAGCUGCGCUAAUUAUAAAUGCUAGCCACGCCAGAGUUGAAUAGAAAUAUAUACGCUAUACAGGAGGUUGCCUCCUUUGUACUUGA
Drosophila grimshawi is the source of this 6001-nucleotide messenger RNA. RefSeq names its product general transcription factor 3C polypeptide 1. Bases 71 to 5917 code for a protein of 1948 amino acids. Gene Ontology annotation, biological process: 5S class rRNA transcription by RNA polymerase III; transcription initiation at RNA polymerase III promoter. NCBI's taxonomy places the organism in Eukaryota, Metazoa, Arthropoda, Insecta, Diptera, Drosophilidae. The record is from RefSeq and is a predicted model, not a curated record. Gene Ontology annotation, molecular function: DNA binding. The transcript is spliced from 6 exons. Gene Ontology annotation, cellular component: transcription factor TFIIIC complex.